AUGUCAGUAGUUAAGAGACAGAAAAUAGGGAAUGAUCAUGGUAUAGUGAAAGCAACUAAUGGGAAACCAAAAGGUAGGAAACUAUAUAGUCCAUCAAUAUAUCUUGAAGGAGGACAUGAAGGAACAGUUUCCACCGGUAAAUUCAAUAAAAAUGGUAGUUAUUUAGCUACUGGAGGUUUUGAUAAAUUUAUAAAUAUAUGGAAAUUGCCAACUGAUGAAGAGGAACAAUGUAAUGUAUGGUGUUCCCAGGCUCAUAAGAAUGCAGUUACGUGUGUAAGAUGGAUAAAUGAUGACAAUUUGGUUAGUUCGAGUGCUGAUCUGACAUUAGCUUUCUGGGAUUGUGAGACUGGUGAUAAAGUAAGAAAUUGUAAAAAUAGUAGCAUUAUUAAUGAAAUAGAUACUUUUGAAAGCAUGGUAGUAUCAGGAGAUGAUGAUGGUAUGGUCAAGUUAUGGGAUCCAAGACAAAAAUCGCCAUUAUCUACCAUUAGCAAUAAAUUUCCUAUACUCACUUGUACCUUCAAUCAUAAAGGAACGAACUUGUAUUUCUCAGGUAUAGAUCCUACGAUUAAUACUUUUGACCUAAGGAAACUAGACACACCUUUGUGGAAAUGUCAAGGUCCAAUUGAUUCAAUCACAUCCAUAUCUUUGAAUUCUGAUGAUUCCAUGUUAGUAUCAAGAUCAACUAGAGGUGUGGUUAAUGUUUAUAAUAGUAAAGACUUCUUACCGGAAUCAGUUUCUCGUAUCAGUCCUUAUAGUUUUGAAGGUGCUCCUGCUGAUAAUGAGUACAAAUUGAUUCGUAGUUGUUUCAGUAAUGAUAAUAUUAACAUUAUUUCUGGCUCAGAUGAUAAAACUGUUACUAUGUGGAAUGUAUCAUCAAGAAGAAUGGCAAACAAACUUGCGGGUCAUGAAGGUUCUGUUCUAGAUGUGGAUUUCCAUCCAACAGAGAAGAUACUUCUUUCAACUGCUGUUGAUGGCUCGAUUAUUGUAAGAGAAUUAUAA
Molecule: messenger RNA, 999 nt
Organism: Yamadazyma jaroonii
Lineage: Eukaryota; Fungi; Ascomycota; Pichiomycetes; Serinales; Debaryomycetaceae
Source: the annotation of a GenBank genome assembly